Molecule: messenger RNA, 888 nt
Organism: Lottia gigantea (owl limpet)
Lineage: Eukaryota; Metazoa; Mollusca; Gastropoda; Lottiidae
Exons: 3
Coding region: 1-888 (295 amino acids)
Source: RefSeq, a predicted model, not a curated record
AUGUCAAGUUAUUACAAACUACAUCUUCACAAUGUCAAGUUAUUACAAACUACAUCUUCACAAUGUCAAUCUAUUACAAACUUCAUCUUCACAAUGUCAGGCUAUUACAAACCUCAUCUUCACAAUGUCAAGCUAUUACAAACCUCCUCUUCACAAUGUCAAGCUAUUACAAACUUCAUCUUCACAAUGUCAAGCUAUUACAAACUUCAUCUUCAUAAUGUCAAGCUAUUACAAACUUCGUCUUCACAAUGUCAAGCUAUUACAAACUUCAUCUUUACAAUGUCAAGCUAUUACAAACCUCAUCUUCACAAUGUCAAGCUAUUACAAACUUCAUCUUCACAAUGUCAAGCUAUUACAAACUUCAUCUUUACAAUGUCAAGCUAUUACAAACCUCAUCUUCACAAUGUCAAGCUAUUACAAACUACAUCUUCACAAUGUCAAGCUAUUACAACCUUCAUUUUCACAGUAUCAAGCUAUUACAAACUACAUCUUCACAAUGUCAAGCUAUUACAAACCUCAUCUUCACAAUGUCAAGCUAUUACAAACUACAUCUUCACAAUGUCAAUCUAUGACAAACUUCAUCUUCACAAUGUCAAGCUAUUACAAACUUCAUCUUCACAAUGUCAAGCUAUUACAAACUUCAUCUUCCCAAUGUCAAGUUAUUACAAACUUCAUCUUCACAAUGUCAGGCUAUUACAAACUUCAUCUUCACAAUGUCAAACUAUUACAAACUUCAUCUUCACAAUGUCAAAAAAGAAAAAUGAAUAUAAUAGUGUUGCACCUGAAGAAAGUACAGAAGAAUUCAUGGAGUGGACAAAUUCUCAUAUUGAUUUCUAUUCAGAAAAACUUUUAAAAGUAGUCUGGCCCUACCCAUUACAGAUGGGAUAA